AUGGAACCAAUUGUGGUCUUCAUUGCCCGUUCUUCUACUAAUCUCAAUGGGCGUACUGUUGAAGCGACGCAUGAAUUCCUUCUGCAGAGCCUGCAGUUCACCCAAAGAGCUUAUGAGAAGACGUAUGGGACGCUCUCUCAGGAUCCAAUCUUUCUUACAUUCAUCCAGUCUUCUGAGGAUUUCCGUCCUCGAGGACAAAUGGUUACUCGACUGUUAGAGAUUCUCAAUAAGGCCAGGGAAACCAGCCAUUCUGUCACUAUGGUUGUGAAUGGAUGGGACGGCAUAUUUACAAAUCCAUUUGUAUUUGCCGACCUCUUCAAACCAUACAGUGAUAUUGAAAUAAAAUUGAGAUUCUUCGUCGAUGUACCACGAGUCUUCAGAGAAGCAGAUGCUCAAGCAGCUAUAAAGCUGCUAAGAUGUGAGAUAGAUACUGAUGAAGCCCCGUUUGAUACAGCUGAGUUUGUGAAAAAUAUCCAGAUAGUCAGCAUUAUAAAGCAGAACCUAUCGGAUUUACGCAACCAGCUCAUUCAGACGACCCAUAACCGCAACACCCCCCCGGACUGGCACUUGAACGAAGAUGCGCCAGCCAAGUACUUAUGUGAUAAGUGUGGUGAAGGAUUUGAUAAGUCCAUUCAUCUAACCAUGCACAAACAGCACAAUCAUGGCAAUGUGUCUGAGGAGGAAAGGACUUGUCGCUACUGCGGCAAGAUCUUUAAACGGAAGGACGUUCGUGUCAAACACGAGGACAGGCUAUGCAGCCUGAAACCUGGAUAUGUCCGUCCUCCUCCUCGCACUCUGAAGCGCUCUUUUCCAAGUGCAAGUGGAUCUACAAACGGAUUCAUUCCAUAUGCAGAGAUCCAGCAGUACUCAGAUGAGUGGCCUGCUAUCGAUGCGGAGAAUCCAGUGAUCUAUAGAGGUGAGGUGUUCUGUCGCUGGUCUGGGUGUCAGCGCAAGACUCCUUUCGAUGAACCAUGCAAGCUGGUCCGACAUCUCAAACGAGAGCAUAAGCUGAACUUGCCGAACAAGAAACCUGGUAAUCUGAAUGCACGGGAACAACGGCUUCAUGAUGAGGGACUUGAGUGGCUUGCACGCUGUGCCUUCUUUGGGAGGGAUAAGGUUGACGACGACGCACCUGUCCCUACUCGGCACUAG
Molecule: messenger RNA, 1152 nt
Organism: Aspergillus pseudoviridinutans
Lineage: Eukaryota; Fungi; Ascomycota; Eurotiomycetes; Eurotiales; Aspergillaceae
Exons: 2
Coding region: 1-1152 (383 amino acids)
Source: RefSeq, a predicted model, not a curated record